AUGCAGACAUCCUUUCCAGAAGUUAAUAAGUCCAAAAGAGAAAAAAGACAGAAUACAAAUCCUCUAGACCUUUUGGAAGCUGUCAAAGCUAUUGAGGUAGUAGAAAUAUUUCGAGCAAUAGCAGAAUACUACCAGUCAAAAGAAAUCAAUGAAAAAUUCAAUUUGAGAGACUGGACUCCAGGUUUUAAAAACAGUAAAGUUGAAUAUGGAAAGUUGACCGAAGCAAACCUAAAUCAAUAUUUAGAGCAAAAAAGGCAACAGGAGCUGAUAAUCCAACAACAGGAUACUGAAUUUUAUAGUGAAAUUACCUGGGCAUACCAAAAUUGGUACCAUAAUAUGAGAGGGACUAAAGAUAGUGAGAACAACUCUAUAGUUAUUAAUGAGAAUUAUUUAAUUGACUCAUCAAAAUAG
Molecule: messenger RNA, 411 nt
Organism: Cetraspora pellucida
Lineage: Eukaryota; Fungi; Glomeromycota; Glomeromycetes; Diversisporales; Gigasporaceae
Source: the annotation of a GenBank genome assembly